Rangifer tarandus platyrhynchus (Svalbard reindeer) is the source of this 270-nucleotide messenger RNA. NCBI's taxonomy places the organism in Eukaryota, Metazoa, Chordata, Mammalia, Artiodactyla, Cervidae. The record is from the annotation of a GenBank genome assembly.
AUGGCUGUGGCCCACCUGCUGGUCAGGACCCCCUCUUGCCAAAUGCUAGAAGGUCCUCCGCUCAUCUCCCCAGCGGCCGACUGCCGCCAAGCUGCCGCCUGUUCUGUUUCCACACCCUUGCGCACUGUGUUCUGCCCGUCACCCUGGAUGGCUGCCCAGCAGCUGCAGCUGAGGCCAUCGUGCCAGCACCUUCCCCAGCCCGCUGGGUGGUCCCGUCUGGUCCUGGCCCUCCCAGCCUGCCUCACCUGCCAUGUACCGAGUCACAUCUGA